Molecule: messenger RNA, 261 nt
Organism: Fibroporia radiculosa
Lineage: Eukaryota; Fungi; Basidiomycota; Agaricomycetes; Polyporales; Fibroporiaceae
Exons: 3
Coding region: 1-261 (86 amino acids)
Source: RefSeq, a predicted model, not a curated record
AUGGCUGAUAACAUGAAAUUCGACGAGUCCACUCAGAAAGAGCUUGCCAAAUUCGUGGAAACCGAGCAAGCACAAGCACGCUUGCACUCGACCAUCCAUAUGAUGACAGGCAUGUGUUGGGACAAAUGUGUGACCGGAACCCCAUCCACCCGUUUCUCCCGAAGUGAAGAGAGCUGUCUCGCGAACUGCGUUGACCGUUUCCUGGAUACAAGUCUAUUCAUGGUCAAGAAGAUUGAGGAACAGCGGUCGCAAUUAGCAUAA